Messenger RNA from Ipomoea triloba (trilobed morning glory), 2645 nucleotides. Its product is annotated as DNA polymerase eta. Bases 106 to 2235 code for a protein of 709 amino acids. Gene Ontology annotation, cellular component: site of double-strand break; replication fork; nucleus. The record is from RefSeq and is a predicted model, not a curated record. Lineage: Eukaryota; Viridiplantae; Streptophyta; Magnoliopsida; Solanales; Convolvulaceae. The transcript is spliced from 16 exons. Gene Ontology annotation, biological process: response to radiation; error-prone translesion synthesis. Gene Ontology annotation, molecular function: DNA-directed DNA polymerase activity; damaged DNA binding.
GUAAUUAAAAACGUGGAGCCAAAUUUUGGUGCCCCAGGCUGACACUGUUUCGGAAGAGAGGGAGCGGGAGAGAGACUGUGAAGCGGACAGUUGGGAGAGAAAGAGAUGCCAGUAGCGCGACCUGAAUCAUCGGACUCUCGAGUCAUCGCCCACGUCGACAUGGACUGCUUCUAUGUUCAAGUGGAGCAACGUAAACAACCAAGUCUAAGAGGUCAGCCGACUGCUGUAGUGCAAUACAACUCUUGGCAAGGUGGGGCCCUGAUAGCGGUCAGUUAUGAGGCCCGUAAAUUUGGUGUUAAGCGCUCCAUGCGUGGGGAUGAGGCCAAGCAAGUCUGUCCUGAAAUUCAGCUUGUUCAAGUCCCAGUUGCUCGUGGUAAAGCUGACCUGAAUACAUACCGAAAUGCAGGCUCAGAGGUUAAGAAAACUUUCAAGCAUCUCUCUGUUUUUAAGCUUGUAGUAUGUUGUGAAUGUGUGUUUAUGGCAUUCUCACAGGUGGUAUCCAUUCUUGCACGGAAAGGUAUAUGUGAACGUGCUUCAAUUGAUGAAGUCUAUCUGGACCUCACUGAAGCUGCAGAGAAAAUGUUGAAAGAGACCCCACCCGAGAAAUUGGAAACAAUCAAUGAAGAAGCGGCUAAAUCACAUGUUUUAGGGAUUGAUAAGGAUGAAAAUGAGAGCGUCAAGAAGUGGCUUUGUAGAAAUGAUGCAGAUUACCGUGAUAAGUUGUUAGCCUGUGGGGCCCUUAUUGUUGCAGAACUAAGGCUGCAAGUAUUAAAUGAGACUGAAUUCACAUGUUCAGCAGGCAUUGCUCAUAAUAAGAUGUUGGCCAAACUAACAAGUGGGAUGAACAAACCUGCACAGCAAACUGUGGUGCCCUCAUCAUUUGUCAUGAAAUUUCUUGAACCAUUGCCUAUAAAGAAGAUGAAACAACUUGGGGGAAAGCUUGGAACUUCAUUGCAGAUUGACCUGGGUGUGAACACUGUUGGAGACCUAUUGCAGUUUUCAGAGGAGAAGUUACAGGAACUUUUUGGGAUAAAUACUGGUACCUGGUUAUGGAAUACUGCCAGAGGGAUGAAUGGAGAAGAAGUUCAGGGCCGCCUUCUCCCCAAGAGUCAUGGCUCUGGAAAGACAUUUCCUGGACCCCGAGCUCUUAGAACAAUUGCUUCUGUUGAGAAAUGGCUUAGGGAGCUUUGUGAUGAACUUAAUGAACGCCUUCAGUCUGACUUGGAACAGAAUAAGCGCAUUGCAAAAACACUGACUCUACAUGCUAGUGCAUACAAGACAAAUGACACAGAUUCAUUCAAGAAAUUUCCUUCUAAAUCAUGUCCGUUAAGAUAUGGGACUGCCAAGAUCCAAGAAGAUGCCUUGAUCCUUUUUCAAGCAGGACUCCGUGAAUUUCUUGGUUAUUACAAUGUUAAGACACCAACAAAGCAACAAGAUGGUUGGGGAGUGACAGGUCUUUCGAUAUCAGCAAGUAAAAUAGUUUCUAUACCCUCAGGAACACGUUCAAUCAUGAAUUAUUUUCAGAACCAAGACCAAACAUGCUCUUCAGUUAAGCAAUUAAGUCAAAGAUCUAUCCAAGAUGCAAUGCCAUUGCCACCCUUAGGAAGUGGAAACCAUUCAACACUGCACUCCUCAGAGCCCAAGGUUGAUUGCAUUCAUGAAAGUAAAGGGUCUGAAUAUGCAAUUCCAACUUUGGAAAUACAGGAAGAAGAUGGAGAACCAUGUACAGUCCAGGGGCUUCUCUCCACAUCCUGUCAUCAAGAAGAUGGAUUCAGUGAAGAAACUGUAGCAUUGUCAUUUUCAGGGGCCGAAACUUGUUCAAGAUUGGAGCCAAAUCAAGUUGAUCCAAUGGUUGACCCUGCAGAAGAAACAACAAACAGUUUGUUAUCAAAAGAACAGAAAAGAAAGCCUUCCAAAAAUAAGGGAACAUCCAUCUUAGGAUACUUCCAAAGUCAGGACUCAUUUUCAAAGGUGACUCAUGGAAGCCCUUGCCAAGAAAGUGAAGCGUCAUCCCCAGCAGGUACCAGUAUGGAUCCAACUGGUCAAAAUGAUCAGAGGAGGCAUGCAAGGAGUUAUUAUUACAAUAUAAAUGAGAUAGACCCAGCUGUUGUGAAUGAGUUGCCACAGGAAAUUCAAGAUGAGGUGCGAGCCUGGCUUAGGCCCAGAAAACAAGCAAAUACUACAAAAAAAGGUUCAGAUAUUACUAGCUAUUUCUCCCGUGCUAAGGAUGCAUAGCUGACACCUAGAAUGUAUUGCAUCUUUUUAAAUGUUCAGUCCAGAGAUAUCAUGUACUCAUGUUCUUUGGAGCUCAUAGGAAGUCAUCAUUGACAGCAUGAAGCAUUGAAGCAUGAAAUGCUUGCUAGGUGGGAGUCUGGAGAAGGGUCUGUAAGUCUAUAGGACAAAAGCUUAAUUUCUUUUCUUUGAUUAUUAUAUCAAAGUUUAUAGCAUGUAUUAUUUGUGUGUUAUUCAUGCUUAUAUAUUGUGAAUAUAGUGAAGGGCUUAUAAGGGUAGGAUUAGACUCAAGCUUGGAAAGUUAAACUUGGACUCCUGUUUUAAGUUGUUCUAAGCUUUCCAUGGUGAAUGUUUCAGUGUAAAUAAUGAAUUAUUAUUUAUUAUUCUAGUGCUUAUAAUUCCUUGGUUUUGAA